AUGUCGUUGGUGAACCUGAGCCCGGAGGAAGUGAGGCUCCCAAAGCCGAACGAGGGGCGGAAAUACAGCUCGACGUUCCUCACGCUGAACAACCCGACGAGCAAGUUCGUGGCCUUCAAGAUCAAGACCACGUCGCCCAAGCGGUACUGCGUGAAGCCGUCGUCAGGCCUGCUGAAGCCGCAGCAGACGCAGGAGGUGCAAAUCUCGCUGCUCGGCAAGGAGGCUGGGUCGCUGCAGAUCGGCCUCACCACCGACAAGUUCCUCGUGCAGUCUGUGUCGUGCACGGAGGACACGGACCCUAAGACGGACGGCACUAUCUUCAAGCAGCCGGGGGUAUCCGAAACCAAGCUCAAGGUGUUCCUCGAUGCGUCGAAGCCCCCCGUGUCCCCGAUCAUCGAGCCCGCCCACGAGGACUCCCCCUCGGGUGCGACGGGGCAGGAGACUAUGGUCACGCCCGCCGGUGCGCCGCCGUCCAAGGGCUUCCCGCCGUCCUCCGACUCCGGCGCGAUCGCCGAGUUGAAGCAGAUGAUGGAGAUGAUGCAGAAGACGCAGCUGGAGAUGAAGGCCAAGGUGAACAAGCAGGCGGCGGAGCUGGCGGACCUCAAGGCCGGGCGGCAGAUGUUUGGGGCCGACUCCGGGACCGCGAGCAAGUCGAGCGGCCCGAGCUUCCUCCUCGUGCUCAUCCUGGUGCUCCUCGUCUCGCUCGUCGUCAAGAUGGUCCCCGAGGAGGCCAUCGAGGACGCAGUUACCCCCGCAGUGGCACACGCCAAGACGCUCAUCGCGACCGCGCGCACCAAGGCCGGCAUCUGA
Molecule: messenger RNA, 810 nt
Organism: Pedinophyceae sp. YPF-701
Lineage: Eukaryota; Viridiplantae; Chlorophyta; Pedinophyceae
Source: the annotation of a GenBank genome assembly